Molecule: messenger RNA, 648 nt
Organism: Botrytis fragariae
Lineage: Eukaryota; Fungi; Ascomycota; Leotiomycetes; Helotiales; Sclerotiniaceae
Exons: 1
Coding region: 1-648 (215 amino acids)
Source: RefSeq, a predicted model, not a curated record
AUGAAGACGCAGAGUUUCUCCACCCCCGGUCCUAUUUCAUCUCCAAAGAUCGCUCUGCGCAAGGAGAUGUCGCAGAAUAGCACACCGAACACCCUUCCGAGCGUACGCAUGCUAUCUCCACCGGGAGCUCCACAUCAACGCCGAUUCCUUCGCCCAGAAGUAGCCCCGCAAUCAGACGGAGCAUUCAGAACUUCCCAUAACCUAAGGGGUAGAUCAACUGGCAGAAUGUGCAUUCCAAGACCACGUCAAGGACAGAAUAGCAGAAACAUACGCUCUCGUUCACCCCCAAGAGACCGUGUGCCUGUAUACCGGAACCGAUCCCUGGUAAAUGACCGUCUGUUUGGCGGACGAGCGACUCAACGAUCAUCACUGGGACCUUUCUUGAUCGAAUCCAUUGAGAAAGACACAGUUAUGAACAACGUACAGCCUUCCAGCUCACACGAUAUGAAUGAGCGAUUUCAGAGUGUGCUAUCCCUUGCAGACACAGAGCGCAAGGAGCAAGCUACUAGGAGUAAAAUUUCUGGACUACCAAGCAGCAAGAGCUUGCACACAAAGUCUAAAGAGAUAGAAUCAGGUAGCUUUAAAAAGUCAUCCGAGGAUUCCAGUGACGAGGAGGAUAGAUUCUGGGCAAAGAAAUCUUCAAAGUAA